Messenger RNA from Pocillopora meandrina, 7829 nucleotides. The record is from the annotation of a GenBank genome assembly. NCBI's taxonomy places the organism in Eukaryota, Metazoa, Cnidaria, Anthozoa, Scleractinia, Pocilloporidae.
AUGGCCGCAGAAGGUGUCUGUCCGUUUCCUCUUCCCCCAGCUCAAUACUACAAGGUUUACACGGAUGAAAAUGUAGAGAAGCAAUUAGUACCCGAUCCACCAACUCCAGCCGAGGGAGCUUACGCUAUGUUUGGGGCUUCUUUUGAGGUAUUGCCCUUCAUAAUCGAAUGUUGUUUUGCUGAAAAGAGAGUAUACAGUAACUUACUUGAUUAGGAUCGAUACAACCAAGGUUUACACGCUAAUAUUUACAACUUCUUGACGAUAAACGAAGCGUUAAGUUCUUAUUAUUUUGCUUUAGAGACUAAUUUGUCAUUUAUAGCCUUUGAUGACCGUUAAAGUGUGCUGAGCUCGCCCUAGGUUGUGUCUUUCAUAGAAUAUAAUUUUUUCAUUUUGAUGUUGUUUUAUUCGUUAUUUUUCUCAGACUGACGAAUCUAUUAUCAGACCGUUAGAACUUCAGGGGAUAACCAGACUUUAUACAACUCAGGGGAGAUUUGGUAUGUACAGUAUUUUUAAACAUGAGAAUUUACCCUGGUCUGAAUGAAUGUGAAUAUAUGAAGAGUCAUAUAUGUGAACUGCAAAUAAUAAAUGAAUAUGAGAGUGAUAUUUGCAAUAAUGAACGCUUCUUAAGCAGCAGUAAAAAAUGAGGCCUGAAAAAAUUGAGACCUCUGCACAAUUUGAACCCCUGACUUCUGUGAUACUGGUGCAGUGCUCCACCAAUAGAGUGAACAAGCCAAAUGGUCUGUUGAGUAUAAUUAGUGCAAGUACAAUCCCUUUGUUUAAUAAGUACUUAAUUCUUGCAAGUAAGAAUUGGCUAAAGUUAUUUUCCUUCAUGACUAAAAUUAAUGCACUGUUUUGAUAUCUAAUGAAACUUACUAUUUACGAUUUCAUCUAUUCUGCAGAAUUUUGAAUAUUGUUUUUCUUAUUCCCUUAGAUCGCAUCAAAGAGCUAAAAAAACUAAAUCAUUCCAUUGUCAUAAACUUCUUGGAGCUGUUAGAUAUUCUAAUUAAAUCUCCUUCGUCACCUAAGGUAUGUUUACCCUAACACAGUGUCAAAAUACACAGGUUUUCAGCAACACAUGCAACUUACUUGACUAAGAGUGAUAAGUUGUCCAGAAACCACUACAGUUCUUUUCAGAAGCUUCCUAAUUUAAAACUGUCAUAGUUACUACAAACCAAGUAAGGUAUCAUCUGGACAAAUUAUUAAAUAUUAGUAUUCAUUUUAAUGCAUCAGGUGAAAUUGCUUUUCAGUGAAAUGGUUAACUGAUUCACAAUUCAUUUUCUUUAGUUGCAUCCUGAUGUAAUGUAGUCCUUUUUUGCCUUUAUUUUCAGAGAGAAGAAAAACUAGAAGACUUGAACUUACUAUUUAUUAAUAUUCAUCACUUGAUCAAUGAACUUCGACCACAUCAGGUUAAUAAUUGAUCAUUAGCUUCAACUGACUUGCCUGAUUUGAUGCUUUUUUUCUGUCAGUAUCCCUCUGGGUAAACCAAUAGAUUUCUUUUCCAUAAGAUACUGUCCUGUUGAAGAAAUCAGUACAGUAAUAAGAGAUGUACUUUGUUUUCUUGAUUGAUCAGCAAGAGGACACUCAGUAGCCUAAGCAGCUGUACUCCUUAAAUUGUACUUUUUUUUAGUUAUGAGUACAUUCUAUUUGCAAUUGAAUUUCCUUGGAUGUUUUAAUUUUUGUUUUCCCUUGAUUUUGUUCAGCUCUGAGCCAUUCGAUUUGAAAAAAGUUAUUUCAGGUAAAAAAGUUAGUAUAUUUUGACACCUUGCAGGCACGGGAGACAUUAAGAGUAAUGAUGGAAAGGCAAAAGCAGCAGAGACUGGACACAGCAGACAAACUAAACAAGUAAUGUUCAUUUUAGUUUACUUAUAAAACCAAUGUUAUUUUACACAUUUAAGAGAUUGAAUACAAAGUGAACUUUUUUAUCUGUGAAAUGAACCUAUGAUCUUAGCAAACCUUCCCCAUUCAACCCAAAUUCUUCCAAAUUCAAAUAACUAUGGGGGAAUUCUGAUUUUCCAAGGCUCUGAGGGAAAAGUAAAAUAGGAUUAUGUAUUUUACCAAAAGAAGAUCCUGGAAUCAGGAUUCUACUGUAUAUGUAUUAAGCCUAAUGACAUGUUCCUUCAGCAUCUUAUUUACAUAUAUGGUAUUGAUAUUAAAUAUCAAUUAACUGUUUAUAUUGACACAGGCAUUUGGACAGAGUGGUGGCAAUGCUACAGUCUAGCCUAUCCUCAUUACAGUUGAGUGCAAGACAACAGGACAGCUCUUUUGAAAAAAUGGAGGUAAGGAUUUAAAAAAUAAUUAUAUAAGCUGCACAUUUCUUUCAGUGUUUGAGGGCAUAAGAUGUUUCUAGUUGUUGAUGGUUCCAGUACAAUUCAGUAAAACAUUGAAAAUACAAAAUAAUUAAAAUUUGGAGAAAGUACAGACCUCAGGAACAGUGGGUCUGAUCCCAAAUUAGAAAUACAUUGUUAACCCUACCAUUAGUGACCAAGACAAAAUUUCUCCUUACAACAUCAAUACAAUAUCAACCAGGUAAGUGAUGAGAAUUAAGAAAAAUAUCAAUUUGGGGAUAAUUAGUUGAACCAAUACUGAAUUCUCUGCACUGACAUUAUAUGAAUUGUAUGGUUGAGAGUAAAGAGAAUUACAAAUUUGAUCUGGGAGUUAAAGGGUUAAGGUACUUAUUGAAUAUAUUUACCCUGAAUAAGCAUGUUUUCUGUGCAAUCAAGCUUGAAAAUAUAUUCAAAAAGGAAGACUAAUCAAGGUUUUGAUUGCAUUAAUUCAUAUUUUGAAGAAGUUUUCCUUUAUUUCCUUUCUUUCAAUAAUUUUAAAAUGUUUUUCUAUCUACCAUUUAAUCAUCAGGUUAAUCAAUCACAAGAUCGCUCAGAGGAAAAUGAAGAGUUCAGCAGAGAAGAUGAAAUCAUGUGCAGUGCCUUGGAAAAUAUCUCAUAGCUAGACAUUUGUGACUGGAACUCUACAGACCCUGUCAAUAUGAAUGUUAUAUAAAAUGUAAUGUAAAGUUUUGCUGCAUCUUAGAGGAGAAAUAAUAUGCUAUUUAAAAACAUGUGGAAUCAUUUGUUCAGACAACUGUUUUUUUGUGGCCUUAAAUGUAACUAUAUCUUUCUUGUAAGAUAAUUGUACAAAUCAGUAUUAUGAGGUUCUAAGUUAAAAAUAAUUUAGGAUUAACAUAAAUUUAUAUACUAAAUAUAGCAAAUCGAAUAUUAAUGUACAGGCUCUGUAUAUGCAAGCUGUUGUAAAUAUAGUGCUAAUGCACUUGAUUGAUGUGAUGUUUUAGUGCUUCAGUGGUGUCUAAAGUAUAAUGUUGGAGAUCUGGGUGAAUAUCUUAACUGCCAUUGAUAGAUUUAUUCUCUCUAUAUGAAAGCUUACCUUGGGGAGGUAUGGAAAGUGGCCCACUGAUGAAAUCUAUAUCCAAAAUGUUUCAGCCUUUUUGAUGAGGUCUUCAAAAAUAGUUUCAUGUGGAUGGGUCCUGUCAUUUACCAUUUUCUAUUUUUGACAGGAUGUAUGCCUGCACAAUAUAUAUUAAAAUGGAAAUCGGUAUCCUUUUCAAAAACUUCAUCCCUUUUAUUUUCUAAACUUUUGUUAACAAUUACAUGGUAAUAACGAAGCAGUUAAGUUAAUUAGAGUUGCUAUGGAGAACCUCAGAGGCAGCCCCUCUGUUAGAUUACCCUAUCCUUCCAAAUACCUCAACUUAAGAUACUCUUAAAGGGGGAUCAAAUCAGUUGAUAAAACCAAAAUUGUCUUGUGAAGAAAUUCUUACUCAUUUGCAUAACUAAAGGAAGUACUCCUUAAGACAGAACCUCCCUCUGCAGAGCACUGAUUAUCAUUAGUAAUCCCCUUGCCCCUAUUUUACUUGUAAAUUCUGUAAUCAGCACUUUUCAAAUACUUGGUGGAUUGAUGCUGGUGGUUAAUCACUCAAGGUUAUCUAUAAUACCAACCUCAACACUACAGUGUGUAUUUUUGUGGCAAAAGCAUUAUUUCUGCUGCAAUAAAAUUUCUGAGCUUGAAGGUCUUGAAAUUCCACCGUUUUAAUGAUGCAACAUUUUAGGGAACAGAUGUCAAAUAAAACGCAAGGAAACUUUAAAAGAAAAGUUGAAUGAACAGAGCCGUGAGACCCUGGGAAGGAAAGUGAUAUUUUUAAAACCCAAUCUCACUCUGUUUAUGUGGAAAUGCAAUAUGGCGGACAGAUGACAUAAUUCCCAGAAGUGGAUUGUAAAAACUGUGACCAUCCAAGAAAGACAAGAACAUUGUGGUUUCAUCAUUUUUUUUAGUUUGACUUUUGUAGCAUGAUUGGGUUGCUUCUUCGGACUGCUGGCCAGAGAGUAUUGCUUUCGAAUCCUUAUCAUGGUGUUCUGGGUUCAAGAUUAUGUAAGCUUAUGGUAGGGAGAGUAUGCUUUCAUAGCAUAACACGAAACAGGUUUAUCUGCACAAGAUGCUUUAAAGAACUCUCGGUGACAAAGGAAAUUACCUUCCUACCAGCAAGGUGCUUAAAAAUGUUUCCAGGUUUGAUGUGGGGUGUCAGUCGGCGUUUUGCUGUGACUCGUGUCGGCUCGAAAGGACAUUCGGCCUCCAGUAUGCGGAACAAGACAACAGCGAUUUAUAUAAUAGCCCUUGCAGUCACAGUUGUGGGAGCCUCAUACCUUGCUGUACCUCUUUAUCGCCUUUACUGCCAGGUAAGUGAAUUUGAUUUACAGUCCUGGCCACAAGCAACAAGUACAUUUACUAUCCUUCUUUCCCCACCAAUCUCCGCUCUCCAUUUCAAUUUAUUAUUCUUUGUUUGUGUUGCAGUUGAAAAAAGAUUUCAAAGUAAAAAAAAUUUAAGCUAGUUCGAAUUGUUGUUUUGUUUGAGGGACGCUACAUCCUUCACCUAAGGCUCACUACCUUUAAAAGGGGUAAGUUUCUAUAGCAACUGUAGUACUGCCUUAAUGGGGUUUGCAUUAUAAUUUGGUUUUAUCAACUGAGUUGAUAUUAUGAAUUGGCCACUGUAGAGAAAUACUGAAGCUGACAUUUUAAACGUUAGCAUAUUGUCAGGGUGAAAGAACAUCUUGAUUAUCUUUACCUCAAAGCUAAUGCACUGUUAUAACAGAAGAUAGCUGGAUUAUUACUUUUGUUUCUAUUUUGUCUGUGUAGGCAACAGGUUUGGGUGGAACAGUGAAGAGAGAGGAAUCUGGGGAGAAGAUUGAGCAGAUGGAAAGGAAACCAGAAAGAGACUUAGUCAUUAGGUUUAAUGCAGAUAGGAGUGCUUCCAUGCAGUGGAACUUCAGACCUCAACAGACAGCUAUCAGGGUAUAAUUGAAAUGAGUUCUUUUGGUGCUAUCAUCUCUUUUGACAUGUGCAGUUCAACCAAGAUCACAAAUCUACAGUGUGUGUAUCCGUAAUUAUUUUUGCAUCAUGUGAAUGACAGCAGCAGUUAACCUUGAGCUGCACUGAAUUUUUUUUCCAGCUUGUACCAGGGGAAACAGCUCUGGCAUUUUACACUGCUACUAACCCAACUAAUGAGCCCAUCACAGGAAUUUCAACAUAUAAUGUGAUUCCCUUUGAAGCAGGACAAUAUUUCAACAAAAUCCAGGUAAGUCUUAUUUUGUUGUUAAAAUUUAAUCAUUUUACUCCCAGAUCUCAUUAGAAAUUCUCUUUACUAUGAGCCAUGUAAUUUUUGUGAUGUUAGUUUUGAGAAUUGGUAUCGGAUCAACAAAAAAUCUACUUGUUGAGGCUUUUCUUAUUUAUUUGUAUCACUUCAUUUGUCUCCUUGAUAUUGUAUUGAUAUUGUGAGGAGAAAUACUGUCUUAGUCAUUCAUAGGAGUAAGGAGGGAUAGCAUUUUUUCUGCCCUUAUUACUCUUAGUGAGAUUUUGUUACUUUGUGACAUUAUUAUUUUCAGUGAUUUACAAAUGAUUUUUUUAUUCCUAGUGCUUUUGCUUUGAGGAACAGAGACUGAAUCCACAUGAACAGGUAAGGUUAAGCUUUCACAAUCUUUCCAGUGGGAAUACAUUUCCACUUAAAACUAGAAGGAUAAAUAUGACACCGAAACAACCUGGCAUAUCACCAAAUUCCAGCCCAUCUAAGUGCUAGUGUUGAACCUCAGCUGAAAAACUCUGCUUUCACCUGUAAAAUGUUGGAAAUGUGUUUGUGUGGUGGUUGGCCUAUUCAAGUGUUUCACUCAUCCUCAGUUGUUGUGAGUUCCACUUCAACAAAUAUCACAUGAAUUCCUCUUGGCUUUGACAGCCAUGCUGUAAAGCCAAUGAAAGGUUUUGUACAAAUUAGAGUAUCGGGUUAGCUCAUGAUAAUAAUGGUAAUAGAGAGAUCCUCAAUCCAUGUUUGGUAACUGUCAUUUUAACUUAACUUCUCAGAGCUUCUGUCCACCAGGAACAGCCACUCAUUGUUACAGGUGUCAUAAAGGAAACUAGGCCACAUUUUAAUUCUUUUAAAGUCUGUCUGAUGUUAAUCAGAACACUUCUAUUUUUUGUUGGCAGGUGGAUAUGCCAGUAUUUUUUUACAUUGAUCCCGAAUUCACUGAAGAUCCUGCCAUGGCUAAAGUGGACACCAUCACUCUCUCCUACACAUUUUUUGAAGCUAAAGAAGCUGAAAGGCUCGGUUUAUAAUGACUGUUGUGUUCUUCAUAGAGUAAAAAGGAGUUAGCUGUAUUACUAUUCUGUACAAUACUGUACACAAAGACAUAUCUUGUCUCACACUCAAGAACAUUCGAAGAACAUUCGAACGCGCCAAAGCUGCCUACCACAAAAAGACGUGACAAUUGGGAGCAGUUUCACGCGCGUCAAAUUGCUUCGAAGGACUUUCGCGCAAAUUCUUUUGCUCAACGCAUGUCUUACUGUGUAUUUUAUUUCCUGAGGAAAAACCACAGGUGCUAAAAUACUUCUCCUAUAAAAACAACUUAACAUGCCUGUAAUAUCACUUUUAACCUUACAUUUUUUACAUUCUUAAAAGCAAGUUCGUUGCAAUUGUCUUUUUCACACUGUUUAAUCGGGAUUAGAAGUGGGUUUUUAUGUGGGUACGGUGGCAGUUUAAUAGAAACAGAGUUAUGACGAGGAAUACAAGCGGUACGAUAGGUGAUUGGGUCCAGAGAUUCUUGCAGUGUUUCAGAGGAGUCUUAUGCGUGGAGUUAUAUCUCUAACUGGAAACGAUCUAAUUUUUAGGUCAUUUGACGGUUGCUGGUUAAGUUUUUCUUAAUGACGAGUUACUUAUUGUUGAUAAGGCUUCACUUUUUCACACUGUUCUUUCUUCAAUCAUUGGCACAUUUCGCAAAAAUAUUUCAGUCAUACAUAUUUUGCCAUUUUCCUACAUGCAAAUUGCUGCUGCCGUAGGUACAAUAGCUUAUGUAAUGUAGAGCAAUGAGCUGUUAUAUUAGCUUAUCUUUUAAACAGGGUUCUAAUUUUUUUAUUGAAAACUUUUUGUGUAUUUAAAAACUACUUUUCAUCACUAAAAGUUUUCAGUGCUGCCCACCGAGUCAAUUUUUAUACUUCAGGGCUUAAACCAUAUAUCUUUUAAAUUGCAUAAUAAGCGGUAACGGCUGAGUGACUCGUUAAUGUGGAACUCCCUUUAAAACUCACGGCUAGCUAGUGUUUGAAGACACAUUUGACGACACCGAAAGUGUUUCCCGAGAGAAAUAAAUUCUGUUUUUUUUUGCUGUAAAUUUAUCAAAAAGAAUCUAUAAAAGGAUGUUAUUUGUGCCGUUUGCCUACAUUGCGCGGGGCUUGUCUCCGGUGUGCGUAAAAGGAAGGUCUCAAUGAGGUUUAAUUAGCCGUAAAACAGCGAAAAAAAAAAUAGCUGCUGGACAUAAAAAUUGAUAAAUUUUAACCAUUAGCCG